UUCGCUGAGGACCUGCGGCGGGUUCCACACGGAUCCCCUUUGAACUCCACCAUCGGCGGGGUCAGGAAGAAGCGCAGGAGGGGCCGACGGGUUACGCGGGGUCCCGAAGAGAGAGUCGCCCAUCUCCAGGUGGCGAGCACAACAGAGAAGUUGUACAUGGAGUCGAGCACGGAAGGUGCGGUGAUGCCGGUGGAGGGAGCUUCUAAGCCGAAGGGGGACGCGCUGACCCGCGUGUCCCAGCUGCCCCUGGUGGAGCUGGGCUCUCGCGUGGCGUGGGACGCGUACGGGGACGCCAAGCGGAGGAGCCGCGCCCUCUCCGCGCUCUGCGGCCUCGCCGAGCUGUGGCUCCGCGGGGUCGCGGCCCUCGCGGCGCGCACCGGGAGGCCGCUCGCGUCCCUCCUCGAGUCCCAGCUCGCCUUCGCCAAUGACAUCGCGUGCCUGGGCCUGGACGCCAUCGAGGAGCGCGUGCCCAUGCUGCACCAGACUCCUGAAAAGGUAAUGGCGCGCGCCUUGGACGCGGGCUCCGUGGCCGUGGAGUCGGCGCGCGGCCUCGCCGCGGCCGGCCUGGGCGCGCUGAUGAGCACCAAGGUGGGCGAAGUGGCGCACGCGGUCGCGGACCUCACGCUGAGCCGCGCGGAGAUGGCGCUCGAGUGCUACCUCCCGGACACGGGCGACGAGGAGGAAGACGACGCGACCAGCAGCAGCAGCAGCAGCCGCGCCAUCGAGAGGCGGACAGGGAAGGACGGGGGCGCUGUGGACGGCUCGGGGGGGGCCCAGGAUGAGGGCGGGGGAGCGGCGCCCCCCCCGCGGAAGGAGGCGGGGCUGGGGGUGCGCACCGCCGUGCUGCUCACGCGGGUGACGCGGCGCGGAUCGCGGCGCGCGCGCGCGCUCGCCGCGCGGGGCGCGCGCGUGCCCCGCGCGCUGCUCACGUCCCUGGGGCUGCACCCGGACCGCGGGGUGUGGCUGCUGUCUCGCCGCGCCGUGGGGGUCCUGCAGGCGGCGCUCGGGGUGGCGAAGGGGGCCGCGGGGGUCUGGCUGAUUGCCACCGUCAAGACCUUCAACGCCUCCAAAGUGGUGCUGGGCAUCUCCGUGGCGAUUCCCCGCAUGGCCCUCCGAGUUCAGAUGGCGACUGUCAGGGUGUCGAUGCGGGCGGCGCGCGUUUGGCUGCGCGGGGCGGGGCUCGCGUGGAGCGCGACGCGGGGCGCCUUGGGCGCAGGCGUGGGCGCGGCGCGCGUCGCCCGCCGCCUGGCGAUCACCAUCCCCGAGCACCUGGUGCACAACACCCCGCUCAGCUGGCUGCUCCCUCGCUUCAUCGUCUCGCUGCUCACGAGCCCCGAGCGCCGCCUCGCCCUCGCCUCCCGCGAAGCUCGCGUCGCCCGCCGCAGGUCCCGCGUCUCCCGCCUCAGCGACUCCGAGCUCCCGGCCCUUGCCGAGUCCCAGCAGCAGCAGCAGCCGCAGCCGUGGGGGCCUCGAGUGGAGGGGGCCGAGGGCUCCCCGCGCCGGAGGGGCUCCUACGACUCCCCGACGCGCAUGCUCAUGCGCUCCUCCCGCGACUGACUGCCAGCUCCGUCCGGUCUCCUCGCCUCCGCCGCUCGACCUCUGACCUCUGACCUGCCGCUCCCGUCAAACGCGCUCUCCCUGUCCGAGUCGUCACCCUCCUGGGCGAACUCGCUCCGUCUCCGCCUGCCCGACCCCGUCUCGUACCUCUCCCCCCCGCUCUCCCGCCUCUCGACGACGAUCUCCUCCCGUCUUUACUCUCCCCUCUCACGCUGCCCAUCAUCGUCGGCAUCUCUGUCGCGUAUCCCCUUUCCGCUCUCUUGCUUCUCCUCCCCUCUCGCCUACAUGGCGUCCUUCUCUCCCCACCAGGUUCCGUCUCCAAUACCUCAGCCCGCCUCCUCUCCUUCUCAUCUCCCCUGCGCUCCCUUGCCUGUCUGUUCCUCGGUCUCCCAUCUUCCCCCUUCCCAUCCACCCAAAAUCUCCUCCCCUCCCUCCGAUCUGCUCUCCCCACUCUCCCGCCUGUCCUCCGCUCUCCCCUAUCUCCUGUCCCCGCUCUCUCGGCUCUCCCUCCUCUCCGCGCUCUCUCCCGGGAGCCGAAGCCACUCCCCUGCACUCCGCGAGGUGGCUCUGCGCUGCGUGGGAGGCGAAGUAAUCACCUACACCUACAACGCAUAGUCACGUACAGCCACAGGUGUUCAGUCACGAGUAGUCACGUGCAACUACAGGUGGUCAUGCGUAGUCACGUGCACCUACUGCACCGUCGCUUAAUAUCACAACAGUCACGUGCAGGAGGUGGCCAUAGUUUGGGGCGAGGUGAUAGGGCCCAGCGGGCAGCGCGUUCGCCGCUUCCUGCAGCGGUUCGCGGCUCGAAGCGGCUGGCCGCACUGGUUAACACUGCGGUUGUAUUAACGGCAACAUGCAACUUCUGCUACUACUGCGACGACGCGCCGUCUCCUUCGCAGUGGACGCUAACGAUAUUGUGGCGGUCACUCGACAGGCGCAGGCCAUUGUGUGCCGGCGUCAAAGGUCCGAAUUCUAAAAAUGACACCGCAGAAAUAACCCAAUUGGGAUCACACAAACAGCGGCAGCAACUUCGCCCCUACCUUGACACUAACGCAGCGUCAUAAUAGGGGUUUUCCCCUUUUUUCUGGGAACAAAACUGAAACCUUUCUUACAAGGAUUAAUGUCUGCAUUAACCACAAUACCUGCAGUCAAAAUGCAAACAAA
Messenger RNA from Petromyzon marinus (sea lamprey), 2724 nucleotides. RefSeq lists its product as uncharacterized. Gene Ontology annotation, biological process: positive regulation of triglyceride storage; lipid storage. The record is from RefSeq and is a predicted model, not a curated record. Gene Ontology annotation, cellular component: lipid droplet; cytosol. Lineage: Eukaryota; Metazoa; Chordata; Hyperoartia; Petromyzontiformes; Petromyzontidae.